This is a messenger RNA of Balaenoptera musculus (blue whale), 2122 nucleotides long. It is a transcript of the gene NUP62CL, whose product is annotated as nucleoporin 62 C-terminal like. NCBI's taxonomy places the organism in Eukaryota, Metazoa, Chordata, Mammalia, Artiodactyla, Balaenopteridae. Gene Ontology annotation, molecular function: structural constituent of nuclear pore; phospholipid binding. The coding region runs from base 370 to 1293 and encodes 307 amino acids. The transcript is spliced from 10 exons. Gene Ontology annotation, biological process: protein import into nucleus; RNA export from nucleus. Gene Ontology annotation, cellular component: nuclear pore central transport channel; nuclear pore. The record is from RefSeq and is a predicted model, not a curated record.
UAACUAGGUCGACCCCUUUUAAGCCUGGGUCUCAGCAUCGCUCCAGCGGAGACACGCCCACUGUGCAGGCCGGCUCUUUUCGGCCGCAGAAGUUCCGGGUCCGCCUCUCUGGCCGCUCCGCAGUUUCAUCUGCCUUCGGUUUUACUUCGCCGCCACCGAAAUAACCGCCGCCACCGAAAUAACCGCCGCCACCGAAAUAACCGCCGCCACCGGUUUUCGUUUGUUCAGGAAAUCAACCGGCUCCCUCAUUGUUACUUUUUUCCUGCACGUGGAUUCUAGACCGUUAGUUGUCCGGCGGAUCUGGAACAGCGUGGACGGAAAGGGUUGGUUCCAGCAUCUACUGUUGCUGCCGCUACUAGUUCAAGCACCAUGCUGUUUACCUCAUUUUCAAAUGCUUCUGCCUCCACUGCUGCUACUAGGCUCUCAUUUGGUGCCCCUACAACUUUGUCUGGAAUGCUUGGCGGUACAACUUUGGGAUUUGGAUUAAAAAUCCCUGGAGCAGGUGGAGCAGCUGCUGUUGCAUCUACUACAACAUCAACCAUCACCACUACCACGGUCACCACCACCAGCACCAGCACCAGCACCACCAGUAGCUUUGCCUUGGAUCUAAAACCACUGACAUCAACUGGCAUGAAUAACACUCCUCCAUUCGGCCUGACUUCUAGACCUUUUACUUCGACCAUUAAUGAAAUCAUAACUCCUGUGAUGACAUAUGGUCAGCUGGAUGGUCUGAUAAACAAAUGGAGCCUUGAGUUAGAGGAUCAAGAGAAAUGCUUUCUUCACCAGGCCUCCCAGCUCAAUGCUUGGGACUAUACAUGUAUUGAGAAUGGUGAGAAGAUUAUUGCUUUACAUGGAGAAGUGCAAAAGGUGAAACUGUAUCAGAAAAGGCUGGAACAAGAAUUGGAUUUUAUCCUGUCACAGCAGAAAGAACUAGAAGAUCUCUUGACCCUUUCAGAGGAGUCUGUAAAGGACCAGAGUGGGUCUGUUUAUCUGCAGCAUACAGAUGAGGAGCGUGAGAAGACUUACAAGUUAGCAGAAGAUGUAGAUGCUCAGCUGAAACAAAUGGCCCAAGAUCUCAAGGACAUUACUGAGUACCUGAAUACAUUUGGAAGUCCUGCUGACACUACUGACCCGCUCCAGCAGAUCUGCAAAAUUCUGAAUGCUCAUAUGGACUUUCUACAAUGGAUUAAUCAGACUUCAGACAUGCUGCAAAGGAAGGUAGAAGAGGUACAAGUUUUCCAGCAUCGUCGUUACAAGGAGCAGGAAUGCAAUGUCAGGAUUGCUUUUGAUUGAAUGACCCUAUCUUCAGCAUGCUGUUUUUGGAUUAUACAUUACCUACCAAGUUUGAUGGUGUUUGUUAGAGUAGUAUUUACAGUUAAUAUUUAAUCUUUGGUGGCAAUAAAGGCUGCAUGUAUUUUUCCCCCACUUAAAUAUUGUGCUGUUGGGAAUGAUACUGUAGUUUGGCUUUUAGUAUUAGCAAAUCAAAACUAUAUCAGCUCUUCUGUCUAGAGAGCAACCUAUUUGAUGUUGACUCUGUGUGUGCAAUUCAUGGCUUACUCUGCUAGAUUCCAUAUCUUACUGCCAGCACGCAUUGUCCUUUUCACUGCAACCAGAUCAUAAAGAAAUGUUUGCCAAAAAGUAGAUGCCAACCAGUCUUUACUGGGUGCCUGUUAACAUUCAACGUAUAGUGUUAGCUACUGUGAAGUCUCUCUCCUCAAAAGAACUUACUGUCUACUUUGAGAUAUACUUAAUGCCUGUCUGUAUAAAAAAACAGUAUAGACAAUACAAGGAAGUGUGUUAUGAAGUACAGAAAGUAUGCUGUAGAAAUUCAGAGAAGGGAGGAAGAGUUAGGAUGGAUUUGGGACUUGAUUUAGGUUAUUUUAAAAAGGGUAUGGUUCAGGCAAUUCAUUUAUUUUUGACGUACAGAUAAUCUGGUGUUUUACUUGGUUUUAGCAUAUGAUUUAUAGUUGUAUAUUUGUUUAUUUGUUUUUCAAGAAAAAGCGUUGUUCUUAGUUUGGAAACAGUCUGAUUUCUUGUGUUUCAUGUUUUACCUAAGUCAUAAAUAAAGGCAAUGCUCUGAAAAAUAAAAGUAUAACACUAAAAUAAACAACUUAAAAGUUUU